Durio zibethinus is the source of this 1937-nucleotide messenger RNA. The record is from RefSeq and is a predicted model, not a curated record. NCBI's taxonomy places the organism in Eukaryota, Viridiplantae, Streptophyta, Magnoliopsida, Malvales, Malvaceae.
UUCUGAAUUCUAAAUUGUUUUGUUAGGCAAUCUUAACUUCUCAAGUGUGCAUGUUUCCAUUGAGCUUCUUUUCGAAGGGAGAAUAUGAGAUUGAAAGAAGAAAAGGAGUGAGAAGGAAUAAAAACUGAGCAAGCUCUUCCACAGCAACGCCUAAUAUCAAAACCAUGAACAACAACAGCCAUGGAGAAGAACAUCAGCGUGAGAAAGAAAGCCUUGAUUCACGAUUCAACCAGACCCUCAGAAAUGUCCAAGGUUUGCUUAAAGGUCGCAGUAUUCCUGGUAAAGUGUUAUUGACCAGAAGGCCGGAUCCACUCGACAAUUCAGGCUUGGAGGAACGAUCUCCUAGUUAUCAAAGAAGCUUCUCACAGAAUGAUGCUGGCACAAUUUAUGACAUGGACAAGUCCAUGGAGAAUACUAAUAACUCAGAUAGUAAUACAACUAAUAAGUUAAGAUCUUCAACCUCAAACAUUGAGAAUAAUGCUAAAGAAGUCCAUAAGUCUGUGAUGGACGCUAGAGCUACAGAUUCUGUCAGGGUUACGAAGUUUACCAGAGAGCUCUCAGGGCAAAUGGUCAUAUUAGAGAGAUUACGUGAGUUAGCUUGGAGUGGUGUUCCACCUUACAUGCAUCCUAACAUAUGGAGACUUCUGCUGGGAUAUGCACCACCUAAUUCAGAUAGAAAGGAGGGAGUUCUAAGGAGGAAACGCCUUGAGUAUCUUAAUUGUGUUGCUCAAUUUUAUGACAUUCCAGACACUCAACAGUCAGAUGAUGAGAUUAAUAUGCUUCUCCAGAUUGCUGUUGAUUGUCCUAGAACUGUACCUGAUGUUGCUUUCUUUCAGCAAGCACCAGUUCAAAAAUCCUUGGAGCGCAUUCUUUAUACAUGGGCCAUUCGGCAUCCUGCAAGUGGAUAUGUGCAGGGGUUAAAUGAUCUUGUCACACCCUUUCUAGUUGUCUUCUUAUCAGAGUACUUAGAAGGGAGCAUAGAUAGUUGGUCAAUUUCUGAUAUAUCUUCAGAGAACAUCUCCAACAUAGAAGCUGAUUGUUAUUGGUGCUUAUCAAAGUUGCUUGAUGGAAUGCAAGACCGUUACACAUUUGCUCAACAAGGAAUCCAGAGGCUUGUAUUUAAGCUGAAGGAAUUGGUUAGGCGCAUUGAUGAACCUGUUUCUAGGCAUAUGGAGGAACAAGGACUUGAAUUUGUUCAAUUUGCUUUUCGCUGGUUCAGCUGUCUACUGAUACGUGAGGUAAGGUUUAAUCCCACUAUCACAUGCAUUUGUUUAAAUAUCCUGCCUUUCAAAUUUUGUCUGAUUGACAAACUGGUCCUACCUUCAAUUUUUCUGGUGGCUCUGUUAGAUUUAUUUAUUUGUUCUUUUUUUUGUUUAAUAGAUCCCUUCCAUCUGGUAACCCAUCUAUGGGACACCUAUCUUGCUGAAGGAGAUGCACUGCCUGAUUUCCUUGUGUACAUGUUUGCCAGUUUUCUUUUAACGCGGUCAGAUAAACUUCAGAAGCUUGAUUUCCAAGAGUUGGUGAUGUUCCUUCAACACCUUCCAACUCACAACCGGACAUAUCAAGAGCUUGAAAUGGUACUUUCCAGGGCAUAUUUGUGGCACAGUUUGUUUAACAGCUCUCCCAACCACUUGGCUAGCUAAAUAGAAAUUUUAUGUUUACUAUUUAUUGACCAGUUACCUCUCUGUCUCCCUUAAAUUCUAUUUCUUUGUUGAUCAAAAUGGUUCAAGUACCAAUGUCCAUGUUUUUCUUUGCAAUUAGAGGCCAAGAAAUGUUCCUUGUAUUGUGGCAUAUAAUUUCACAUAUCUGUAAUACCAAGCUAGUAUUCGUUUGUACAUCUUCCUUGAGCUUAAGGAAGAACAUUUUCCUUGUAUAACAAAUUUUUAUUUCUAUCAACAGAGCUGGGAGAGACUGGUGUUUGAUUUUUUUUUUUUUAU